GCCUGUGUUGAGUGUGGUACAUCUACAAAUCUUAGUCCACAAUACCGUCUCAUAUAAACUCAGUGUGGGAUUGCCUUUAUGCACAAAAACCAAUAAUGUGAGAACCCGAUGCAGACGUCGUAUCAUGGCCGUUUAAUAGUAUCAACUGCUACUUUUUAUUUGUGUCAUACAUUUUUUAACAGGCCGUGAAAUCAUCGAUUUAGACUAAACCCACGGAUACCUGGAUUGAGAUGCAGCAAUGUCCCGAAGAAUAUGCCCACGCGUGAAUUUCUGGUGGAUGUUUUCAGUUCUAUUUCUGGUGAAAGCAGUGGAUGUUGGGGCAUACAGCUGUCAUGAGGUGAAGACCGCUUUCCAGGUGCGACAGAUCGGCCCACUGAAGUGGGUACCGGAGACUCCUGGGACAGAUGUGGAGCUGUUGGUGUGUAAGCACCAGGGCCCGUCCUGCUGCACCCGCAAGAUGGAGGAGAGCUACCAGGUGGCGGUGAGACGAGAGACCCUCCAGGAUGUCCGCUCCUACAGCUUCGAGCUGAAGUACCUCAUCUCCGGCCAUGCUACCGCCUUCCAGGACACCUUCCAGUACCUGCUCUCCUUCUCCCAGGGCCACCUCUCCUCCCUGCUGGAAGACACCUACUCUCCCCUCUCCCGCGAAGCCCUCCCUCAUGUCAACGCCCUCUUCUCUUCCCUCUCCCUCUACAUCCGCGGACACAACCUCUCCCUCGAGGCCGCCAUCACACGUUUCUACGACAACCUCUUCCCACUCGUCUAUGUACGCUUGAUCAACCCCGGCAUGGGCGCGGCGGGCAAGACGGGCGAGUGUCUCCGCGCGACCCGGCAAGACGUCAACCCGUUUGGCCCUCACCCCGAUACGCUCGCCCAAGAACUCAGGAGCGCCCUGGGCGCCGGGCGAGCCCUAUCCCUCGCCCUCGCCGAAGGCACCGAGGUCAUGAACGCCACAGAACACGUUUCCCUCACCAAAGAGUGUUUACGGGGCUUGACCAAGAUGCAGUACUGCUCGCACUGUCGCGGGCUGACGCUGAUCAAGCCGUGCAUGGGCUACUGCUUGAACGUGAUGCGCGGUUGCUUGGCGAGCGUGGCCGAGCUGGAUGGGCCAUGGCGGAGGUAUGUGGCGGCACUGGAGGAGCUGACCCACGCUGUGGCUGGACAACACAGCCUGGAGCUGGCCCUGCUGGGGGUCAGGGGGCACGUGAACGAGGCUAUACUCCAUGCACAGCUCCACGGGCCAACACUGACCGCUACGGUGGAUAAAGUAUGUGGUCUGUCUGGUAAGGAGCCCACCACCAGCGUCCACCCUGACUCCAUCCCAGAGGUCACGACCCUCAUGGUGACAUCAUCAACCGCCCCUCCCUCUGUCGUCCCCUCCAUUCCCCCACAGGAACAGCUGAUGGGAAACCUGGCCCACCUGAGGAGUUCAUUCACCCUGAAACACUCCAGGAAUGAUAAACCUAGAAGUCUGAAAAAGAUCUCUAGGGAGUUUCUGAGCUGCGUCCAGCGAUACAAGUUGUUCUUCGCGGUGUUGCCGGAGAUGCUGUGUGAAGGAGAGACGGUGGUGGAGGACUUUACCUGCUGGAGCGGAGACGACGUGGUGGAGAGUUAUACAGGCAGAGUGGUGGGUAACGGUCUCCAGGCCCAGAAGCAGAACCCAGAGGUCAAAGUUCGCAGCCCUAACCCCGAACUGGCCGAGGUCAAGGAGAGGCUGGAGCGCUUCAACCAGGAGAUCCAGGACAUGCUGCCGGGGCUGGGCCAGAGAGAGUCCUGGGGGGAGCUGGGUAGCGGAGACACAGAGGACGGUAGUGGAGACUGCGACGAUGAGGACGGGUGUCAAGGGUCUGGAACGGGGGCAGUCAAGACCUUCACUGAUGGUCGACCAGGGGGGUCCAACAAUGAUAAGCCUGUAGGCAGUAACCCAGAAGGUCGUGCUCCCCCGGUGGUGAGGGUGAGAGGUGCAGGGUGCCCCCCUGCCUGCCUGUCUCCACCCAUGGCCCUCACCUUGCUCCUGGCCACUCUGGCUCUACAGUGGCAACUGCUCUGAAAACACAGCAUAAUGCCCCUAUUGGCCUGGCCCCCUCUACACACACAGUACAGACUAA
Messenger RNA from Salvelinus fontinalis (brook trout), 2108 nucleotides. RefSeq names its product glypican-5-like. The coding region runs from base 239 to 2050 and encodes 603 amino acids. Gene Ontology annotation, cellular component: extracellular region; plasma membrane; cell surface. Gene Ontology annotation, biological process: cell migration; regulation of protein localization to membrane; positive regulation of canonical Wnt signaling pathway. The record is from RefSeq and is a predicted model, not a curated record. The transcript is spliced from 9 exons. NCBI's taxonomy places the organism in Eukaryota, Metazoa, Chordata, Actinopteri, Salmoniformes, Salmonidae.